Nerophis lumbriciformis (worm pipefish) is the source of this 5631-nucleotide messenger RNA. It is a transcript of the gene st3gal8, whose product is annotated as ST3 beta-galactoside alpha-2,3-sialyltransferase 8. Gene Ontology annotation, cellular component: membrane. Gene Ontology annotation, molecular function: beta-galactoside (CMP) alpha-2,3-sialyltransferase activity. NCBI's taxonomy places the organism in Eukaryota, Metazoa, Chordata, Actinopteri, Syngnathiformes, Syngnathidae. The record is from RefSeq and is a predicted model, not a curated record. Gene Ontology annotation, biological process: sialylation.
GGGCGGGGCCAUCUCGCAUCAUGACGCCCUCCUUCUCAUCCGCCGCUGGGUGAAGAAGAAAAGACCUCCGCUCGCCAAAUUUCAUGGUAAACGAAGGCAUAGAGUCUGGUCUUGGAGUUGUAACUGCUGAACAUAGUGAGCAAGGACCUGAAGCCUGUUGAGAGCCUCUUCUUCUGUUGGAGCGAAGACAAGAAGCUCAUCUAGAUCGCACAGCAGACUUGCGUACUUGAGGUGUCGCCAUAGUUCCUGUAUGCACCAACAGGAAGGCGGUGUCGAGUUAUCUCUCACACACACACACACACACACACACACACACACACACCUGCUCCAUGGAGAUAAAAGUGUGGCGAGGGCCCAGGCAGAGGUCGAGAUGAGGGCAGAGGGAACGCCCCAGCCAAUGCUGACACAACGGACUUAAAGUCGGCUCGCCGUCACGCGUCCUGCUGAUGCCCCGCCCCUUCACCAGCCUAGCCAUGUUGCCGAAGAGGAAGCUGUACGUGGUGGUGGUGAUCGCCGCCGUCCUCCUCCUCAUGCUCGCCAGUCAGAGUAUCCAAAAAAGGCAUUUCCUGUCUUUGUACUUGGACACGCCCCCCAGCCUGGCUACAUCCAGUGGGAAAUCCUUCCGUAGGGAGACGGCUCCUCCCAAUGGCGUCUCCGCUACACACGUUCCUCCCAGCGCCGCCAGGCACGAGGUGCCAAUCAAGAACUCUGAAGUUGUCCCCAGGCCCUGCAGUUGUUCCCAGUCCUGCGUCUCAGAUCUGGGCGCGUCAGACUGGUUCAGCCAUCGCUAUGAUCCCCAACAGCAACCCUUCCUCCAGGAUAGCAACAUGAGCUUGGACCCUGACGCCCUCCAGUGGUGGCUGAGCCUCCAGCGCGCCGGUAACGACCAAAGUCUACAGGACGUGAUGUCACAGAUGUUCAAGGUAAUUUCCUCGCCCGCCGGGGACUUCACGCUGGGGCCCUUGCGUUGUCGCUCCUGUGCGGUGGUGGGAAACUCCGGCAACUUGCAACAGUCCGGACACGGCAAACUCAUAGACUCCCACGGCACUGUGAUCCGGAUGAACAAAGCCGUGACUCUGAGUUUUGAAAGGGACGUUGGGAAUCGCACCACGCACCACUUCAUGUACCCGGAGAGUGCGGUGGACGUGGAGGGCGGUGUGAGUCUCAUCCUGCUGCCGUUCAAGCUGCGAGACAUGGAGUGGCUGACCAGCGCUCUGUCCACUGGGCAGAUCAAAAUGACGUACAUGAGGGUGAAAGACCGAGUGAAAGCAGAUAAAGAUAAGGUCAUGGUGGUGAAUCCAGUUUUCUUUAAAUACGUUCAUGAUCGCUGGACCGAGCGUCAUGGCCGCUACCCGUCCACAGGCAUGCUGGCCCUCAUCUUCGCCCUGCACACCUGCGACCAGGUGUCGGUGUUUGGUUACGGCGCAGACAAGCAGGGCAACUGGCACCACUACUGGGAGGAGAACCGCUACGCCGGAGCCUUCCGGAAGACCGGCGUCCACAGCGCCGACUUUGAGACUCAAGUGAUCGAGCAGCUGGCCAAGGAGGGGAAGAUCAGUCUGCACCUGUGAAGUCCGCCUGGACCCUCCAGCACACGCAUUGACCGUCCUGCGAACACAUGCGGACACGCAGCACUUCUGAUGAAGAGGAAGCGCGACAUCUCGUGAGCGUCCUCCGGCACUGAAUAACCAAACCGGGGGCAGACGAGGGUCCGGACUGCUGGUCCGUCUUGUGACGACAUCCACGUGCCUUCAUGACGCCACUGGGGAGUCUGCAAUUCUGCCUCACACCGUCCUGCAACCUCGAAAAAAGCCUUGCGCUGAGUGGGGAACAACCACAAACUUUAAAACAGUCCUUAAUUGACACUGUUUAGGGAUAACCUCUUUUUUUCCACUCCGAGCACUUUGUCUGAAGCAAAUGGCCGCCAUUUUGCUGCUUUAUUGUGCCCGCUCACACUGCGUCUUCGGGUGCUUUCGCACGGAAUUGCGAAAAUUCCAAUCGCACCUAAAUGCCUCACAGCAAGCCAUGUGACAUCACUCUCUUUCUCCUAUUGAUCCAACGACUGGCGCGAGAAUGUAAACAGGAAGAUAGUGAGAGAGGCGACACAACACAGAGCCAAAAUAGUUUGUAGGAGGUUGAAUAAUGAAGAGGACUUAAGUAAUUCCGGCUACAAUAUGCCAGCAGAUAGUGCUCUUUAAGGGGGGAUUUUUUUGUAUCCUCUCUCUUGAAGCGCUGCUUGAAUGAACACGUGAUAAACCGGAAAGAAACGCCUUGGGUAAGUCCUAGUUCUCUUUUUUUAUACAAGUAUCAGCAUUUAGUUCAGGAUUUGUUUUCCCAAGUUACUGAAUCGACGACAAAAAAUGUCUGGUUGCACUAAAAUAACACGCCUUUACUAUCGUCUUGACCACGUUUUGCCUUGUCACGUGAUGUCAAUGUUGGCCAGAAAAAAGCAGACGAUUUCAUCUGUGUUUUGCGUUAAAUGUUAUCAUAUCGUAAUCACUAGUAGCUCGUAAAAAAACUACAAAGAAGCAAGUCAAGUCGUCCCCAGUGAGAACAUUCAUGACUAAAAAUGACUGUUUGCUCUAAAAUAACACAUGAUCGUGUUGACGUUUUGCCUUGUCACGUGAUGUCAAUGUUGGCCAACAAAAAAAAAGCAGACAAUUUCAUGUGUGUUUUGCCUUAAAUAACGUUAUCAUAUAUUAAUCAUUAGUAUCUCGUAAAAGCCCAACCACAAAGAAAAAAGUCAAGAAGACGUCCCCAGUGAGAACACUCAUGACUAAAAAUGACUGCUUGCUCUAAAAUAACACAUGGUCGUAUUGACGUUUUGCCUUGUCACGUGAUGUCAAUGUUGGCCAACAAAACAAGCAGACGAUUUCAUGUGUUUUGCCUUAAAGAACGUUAUCAUAUCUUAAAUCACUACCAGCUCGUAAAAAGCCCAACUACAAAGAAGAAAGUCAAUAAGAUGUCCCCGGUGAGUACAUUCAUGACAAAAAAAUGUCUGGUUGCACUAAAAUAACACGCCUUUACUAUCGUCUUGACCACGUUUUGCCUUGUCACGUGAUGUCAAUGUUGGCCAGAAAAAAGCAGACGAUUUCAUCUGUGUUUUGCGUUAAAUGUUAUCAUAUCGUAAUCACUAGUAGCUCGUAAAAAAACUACAAAGAAGCAAGUCAAGUCGUCCCCAGUGAGAACAUUCAUGACUAAAAAUGACUGUUUGCUCUAAAAUAACACAUGAUCGUGUUGACGUUUUGCCUUGUCACGUGAUGUCAAUGUUGGCCAACAAAAAAAAAGCAGACAAUUUCAUGUGUGUUUUGCCUUAAAUAACGUUAUCAUAUAUUAAUCAUUAGUAUCUCGUAAAAGCCCAACCACAAAGAAAAAAGUCAAGAAGACGUCCCCAGUGAGAACACUCAUGACUAAAAAUGACUGCUUGCUCUAAAAUAACACAUGGUCGUAUUGACGUUUUGCCUUGUCACGUGAUGUCAAUGUUGGCCAACAAAACAAGCAGACGAUUUCAUGUGUUUUGCCUUAAAGAACGUUAUCAUAUCUUAAAUCACUACCAGCUCGUAAAAAGCCCAACUACAAAGAAGAAAGUCAAUAAGAUGUCCCCGGUGAGUACAUUCAUGACAAAAAAAUGUCUGGUUGCACUAAAAUAACACGCCUUAACAUGAUCGUCUUGACCACGUUUUGCCUGUCACGUGAUGUCAAUGUUGGCCAACAAAAAAAGCAGACGAUUUCAUGUGUGUUUUGCGUAAAAUAACGUUAUCAUAUCGUAAUCAUUAGUAUCUCGUAAAAGCCAAACUACAAAGAAAAAAGUCAAGUGAGAACAUUCAUGACUAAAAAUGACUGUUUGCUCUAAAAUAACACAUGAUCGUGUUGACGUUUUGCCUUGUCACGUGAUGUCAAUGUUGGCCAACAAAAAAAAGAAGACUAUUUCAUGUGUGUUUUGCGUUAAAUAACGUUAUCAUAUCUUAAUCACUAGUAGCUUGUAAAAAAAACUACAAUGAAGAAAGUCAAGAAGACGUCCCCAGUGAGAACACUCAUGACUAAAAAUGACUGCUUGCUCUAAAAUAACACAUGGUCGUAUUGACGUUUUGCCUUGUCACGUGAUGUCAAUGUUGGCCAACAAAACAUGCAGACGAUUUCAUGUGUUUUGCCUUAAAGAACGUUAUCAUAUCUUAAAUCACUACCAGCUCGUAAAAAGCCCAACUACAAAGAAGAAAGUCAAUAAGAUGUCCCCGGUGAGUACAUUCAUGACAAAAAAAUGUCUGGUUGCACUAAAAUAACACGCCUUAACAUGAUCGUCUUGACCACGUUUUGCCUGUCACGUGAUGUCAAUGUUGGCCAACAAAAAAAGCAGACGAUUUCAUGUGUGUUUUGCGUAAAAUAACGUUAUCAUAUCGUAAUCAUUAGUAUCUCGUAAAAGCCAAACUACAAAGAAAAAAGUCAAGUGAGAACAUUCAUGACUAAAAAUGACUGUUUGCUCUAAAAUAACACAUGAUCGUGUUGACGUUUUGCCUUGUCACGUGAUGUCAAUGUUGGCCAACAAAAAAAAGAAGACUAUUUCAUGUGUGUUUUGCGUUAAAUAACGUUAUCAUAUCUUAAUCACUAGUAGCUUGUAAAAAAAACUACAAUGAAGAAAGUCAAGAAGACGUCCCCAGUGAGAACAUUCAUGACUAAAAUGACUGUUUGCUCUAAAAUAACACAUGAUUGUGUUGACGUUUUGCCUUGUCACAUGAUGUCAAUGUUGGCCAACAAAAAAAGCAGACGGGCUCAUGUAUGUUUUGCCUUAAAGAACGUUAUCAUAUCUUAAAUCACUAGUAGCUCGUGAAAAAGCCCAACUACAAAGAAGAAAGUCAAUAAGACAUCCCCGGUGAGUACAUUCAUGACAAAAAAUGUCUGGUUGCACUAAAAUAACACGCCUUAACGUGAUUGUCUUGACCACGUUUUGCCUGUCACGUGAUGUCAAUGUUGGCCAAAAAAAAAAAAAGCAGACAAUUUCAUGUGUUUUGCGUUAAAUAAUGUUAUCAUAUCUUAAUCACUAGUAGCUCGUAAAAAAAACUACAAAGAAGAAAGUCAAGAAGACGUCCCCAGUGGGUACAUUCAUGAGUCAGCGUGAUUGCAGGGUGAGAGAUGGCCGCCAGAGGGCGCCGAAGUAACCACUUCCUGUACUGUGAAUGGAGAAAUCCUCGUGCUGAUUGUCAAUCUUGAAUUAAAAUGUGUGCAAAUGACAAUGAAGGAAAAUAUGGACCAGUCAGGAUUUUACUUUCAAUGCAUAGACUUUUACUUUCACACAUCUAUGUUGUAAAAGUCCUGUUUCUUUGUUUGAGGUCACAGGGAAUAGGAAAUAAAUAAUUCAAGUGCCAUGGAUACAAUUAUAGAGAUACUCACAAAAGGUUAGUGCCGGAUGAUUUUAAAAUGCACUUAGCUUGACGAGUAAACUUAAUUCCUCAACUUUCGAAUGCACAUUUCCAACUGGUCGUUGUUGUAAAGUGUAUACAAGCAUUUUGUUUACAACCAAAACAUGAUGACAUAACAUACUGUAACUACCAUAAUACAGGAGAAACUCAUAGGGUUAGCUUAUACCAGCAAUUAGAUGUUCAAGGUGAAACUAAUAAAUGACAUCAUGAAACUCAA